GGCGGCGGCCGAGGAGGAGGAGGAGAGGGAGGGGUCCAUGGCGGAUGGGGAUGAGGAGCGGCUCGAUUUCCUGCGGGACCGCCAUGUCCGUUUCUUCCAGCGGUGUCUCCACGUCCUGCCCGAGCGCUACUCAUCGCUGGAGACCAGCAGGCUGACAAUUGCAUUUUUUGCACUCUCCGGACUGGAUAUGUUGGAUUCCUUAGACGUGGUGAACAGAGAUGGUAUUAUAGAGUGGAUUUAUUCCCUGCAGGUUCUUCCCACAGAAGACAAAUCAAAUUUAAAUCGUUGUGGAUUCCGAGGCUCCUCUUACCUGGGAAUUCCUUUCAGUCCAUCGAAGCCUCCUGGUACAGCUCACCCUUAUGAUAGUGGGCACAUAGCAAUGACUUAUACUGGUCUGUCAUGCCUAGUUAUUCUUGGAGAUGACUUGAGCCGAGUAAAUAAAGAAGCUUGCCUGGCUGGCGUGAGGGCACUUCAGCAGGAAGAUGGAAGUUUUUGUGCUGUACCUGAAGGUAGCGAGAACGACAUGAGAUUUGUGUACUGUGCUUCCUGCAUUUGCUACAUGCUCAAUAACUGGUCAGGCAUGGAUAUGAAGAAAACCCUAGACUACAUAAGAAGAAGUAUGUCCUAUGACAACGGGCUGGCACAGGGAGCUGGACUAGAGUCUCAUGGUGGAUCCACUUUUUGCGGGAUUGCCUCACUCUGUCUGAUGGGCAAGCUUGAGGAAGUUUUUACCGAAAAAGAACUGAACAGAAUAAAGAGGUGGUGUAUAAUGAGGCAGCAGAAUGGCUAUCAUGGAAGACCCAACAAGCCUGUUGACACCUGCUACUCCUUUUGGGUGGGAGCAACUCUAAAGCUUCUAAAAAUAUUCCAAUAUACAAACUUCGAAAAAAACAGAAAUUACAUCUUAUCGACUCAAGAUCGCCUUGUUGGCGGAUUUGCCAAAUGGCCAGAUAGUCACCCAGAUGCUUUGCAUGCAUACUUUGGGAUCUGUGGCUUAUCCCUAAUGGAAGAAAAUGGCAUUUGCAAAGUUCAUCCCGCCCUGAAUUUAAGCACAAGAACAUCUGAACGCCUUCAGGAACUCCAUCGGAUCUGGAAAUCCAAGGACUCUAAGCAGUGUCCAGAGGAUUUGCACAUCUCAUCAUGACUGAUUUAAGCAAAAACAAUUGGUAGCAUACCUGUAGCUCAAGGUUAAAAGCCAUGUAUAGCCAAGUGUGCUCUUUCUUUAAAUGGUGGAAUCAUACAAUCAAAUCACAUACUGGUGUCACUUUGGGGUAUUGGUUUUUAGCCAGUUCCUUUGCACUGGUUUACAAGUAAGUCUUUCAGUUUUUUUGCCAUUUGCCUCCGUGGACUCUAUUGAUCCUACGGUUGGCUUAUUUUUCCAAGAAAUACCCAGAAGCAAAUUAGUGCUGGGGGAUGUGUGUUUUAACUUUUUUAGUGCAAAUCAUAUUGAAGUAUAUUAAUGGAAAAGCAUCUUGGAAACAAGUUUACAUUUUCUAGAGCAUCAGUCCCCCUUUACAGUGUGACUCUAUCAACUGUUCUACCUGUUGUUUAGAAUCCUUAACAGUUGUGUUUCUGGGGAUUAUUUCUUGAGACCAGAUGGGAAAAUUCCAGAGUGUUUAUAAAGUAAAAUAAAAAAACCUACAAACGA
Messenger RNA from Tachyglossus aculeatus (Australian echidna), 1648 nucleotides. It is a transcript of the gene PGGT1B, whose product is annotated as protein geranylgeranyltransferase type I subunit beta. Gene Ontology annotation, cellular component: CAAX-protein geranylgeranyltransferase complex. NCBI's taxonomy places the organism in Eukaryota, Metazoa, Chordata, Mammalia, Monotremata, Tachyglossidae. The transcript has 9 exons. The record is from RefSeq and is a predicted model, not a curated record. Gene Ontology annotation, molecular function: CAAX-protein geranylgeranyltransferase activity. Bases 38 to 1144 code for a protein of 368 amino acids. Gene Ontology annotation, biological process: protein geranylgeranylation.